AUGCGUUUCACUUCGCUCGUCGCCCUCCUCCCUGCCGUCGCCCUGGCACAGGAGCAGGUCCCCCUGGCCGACCGUGUUCAAGGAUGGUUCAACAAGGCCAAGGCCUACGUGCCAACCGCCGUCCCCGCUGCCCCCAUCGAGAAGUUGGCCGAGACAGUCUCUGAGAAGAGUGUCACUCCGGUGACCCUUCAGAACUGGGAGUCCAUCCUGACCCCCGGCACCCAGGAGGAGGACUGGUUCAUCUUCAUCACUGGUGGUAAUAAGACCUGCUUCGGUCGCUGUGAUCGCGCCGAGAAGGCCUUCAAGGUAAGCACCCAUCGCGUCGCGACUCUCCCUGCACCACCAUUUGAGCACUCGGACUCGGACUCGGACUCGGACUCCCUUGCUAAUCCAUCCAUCCAGGAAUCCGUCCUUCUCUUCUCUGCCGAUCCUACCGCCCCCAACCUCGGUCUGCUGGACUGCGAGCAGGAGCGCGUUCUCUGCGCCGCCUGGUCCUCCGGUGCCCCCUCCGUCUACUACUACCAGGUUCCCCAGGCCCAGGCCGCCGACCAGGAGCGCCUCCCUUCGCCCCUGCACGUUCUCUACAUGAACACCACCACCGUCACUCCCCAGGAGAUUUACGAGAUCCACUCCAAGAAGACCUUCCUGGAUGUUCCCGCCUACGAGGGUGCUUUCCACCCCACCGACGGCUGGGUCGCCAAGUACAACCUCACCCUGCCCUUUGGUUACUUCAUCUACGGCAUCGGUGCCAUCCCCAGCUGGAUGUUCAUGAUCGGUAUCAGCUUCUUCAGCCGUACCUUUAUGGGCCGUCGCAUGGGCAACGUUGGCGCUAACCGCGCUCCUGCUGCUGCUCCCGCUGGCAGCGCAAACUAG
Molecule: messenger RNA, 873 nt
Organism: Penicillium cosmopolitanum
Lineage: Eukaryota; Fungi; Ascomycota; Eurotiomycetes; Eurotiales; Aspergillaceae
Exons: 2
Coding region: 1-873 (290 amino acids)
Source: RefSeq, a predicted model, not a curated record